Echinops telfairi (small Madagascar hedgehog) is the source of this 4860-nucleotide messenger RNA. It is a transcript of the gene TBX3, whose product is annotated as T-box transcription factor 3. Gene Ontology annotation, molecular function: DNA-binding transcription factor activity, RNA polymerase II-specific; RNA polymerase II cis-regulatory region sequence-specific DNA binding. The coding region runs from base 867 to 3107 and encodes 746 amino acids. The transcript has 8 exons. Gene Ontology annotation, biological process: central nervous system development; cardiac chamber development; cell fate specification. The record is from RefSeq and is a predicted model, not a curated record. Gene Ontology annotation, cellular component: nucleus. NCBI's taxonomy places the organism in Eukaryota, Metazoa, Chordata, Mammalia, Afrosoricida, Tenrecidae.
CUGCCCGCCCUGGCGCCCUCCUUCCCCUCGCCUUUCCCUCUUCCUCUCCUGCUCUCGAUCCCUCUUCUUGCCAUUUCGCCCCCUUGGAUCCUUCCAGCCCUCCGCGCCUGGCCGCAGAAUUAGGAAGUGAAUCCGCUUACAUUUUUAGGACGAGGAAGAGCGGCCCCCGAGCCGAGCACAGCUACAUUUCGGAUUGCACCCGAGACACCCUCCGGAGCUCUGGGCCGCGGAAGGAGGACAGCGAACGGAAGCCGGCUUGCAGUUCAAGUUUUGAUAGCGCUGGGCGAAGGGGUUUCAGUCCGAUUUCUUUCUUUCUUUCUUUUUCCCCACUCCCACCCCCGUCCGCCCCCCCACCUUAGUCCGGGUUAAAGCCGGGGCUAGUGCAAAGGCAGACGUCUCCCGGGAGGUAGAGGGGCCCUGGGAGAAGAAGACAAGGUAAAAAAAAAGUCGCCUUGGAGAAUCGCUCGCUUUUGCAACAAAGAAACCGAGCGCUGGGCCGAGAUUCCCGGGACGCUGGGCUGGCUUGUGUGUUCCCAGCUGAGCCCGCGGGCUCCGGCGCUAGUCGAGACUCUGCUAGCUCGACUUCCCUUCCCCAGAGCGGCUUUUUCAAACCGCUGGGCAUAGGGACAGUCCCCCCUCCAGCGACUAUGUCUCCAGAUUUCUCGCCUUGAAGACGAAGAUCGGCGGUGUUCUCCCCCCAAAGACACUCUCCCCUUGAGGUGCUUUAGUGUGAUUGCCCCCCUCCUUUAUUUUUUGGCCCCUUCAGUAUGUGCUGCUGUUAACAAGCGGAAAAAGAAACAAGUUUGAAAAAAAAAAGCAGCAACGGACUUGUCCCCGGCUGGAGCCCAGCGCCCCGCCUGGAGUGGAUGAACUUCUCCAUGAGAGAUCCGGUCAUUCCUGGGACAAGCAUGGCUUACCAUCCCUUCCUACCUCACCGGGCGCCGGACUUCGCCAUGAGCGCUGUGCUGGGCCACCAGCCGCCCUUUUUCCCCGCGCUGACUCUGCCUCCCAACGGCGCCGCGGCGCUUUCACUGCCUGGCGCCCUGGCCAAGCCGAUCAUGGAUCAAUUGGUGGGGGCAGCCGAGACCGGCAUCCCUUUCUCGUCCCUGGGGCCACAGGCGCAUCUGAGGCCUCUGAAGACCUUGGAGCCCGAAGAGGAGGUGGAAGACGACCCCAAGGUGCACCUCGAAGCCAAGGAACUUUGGGACCAGUUCCACAAACGGGGCACCGAGAUGGUCAUUACCAAGUCAGGAAGGCGAAUGUUUCCCCCCUUUAAAGUGAGAUGCUCUGGGCUGGAUAAAAAAGCCAAGUACAUUUUACUGAUGGACAUUAUCGCUGCGGAUGACUGUCGCUAUAAGUUUCACAACUCUCGGUGGAUGGUGGCGGGCAAAGCUGACCCUGAAAUGCCAAAGAGGAUGUACAUUCACCCAGACAGCCCCGCCACUGGGGAACAGUGGAUGUCCAAAGUAGUCACUUUCCACAAACUGAAACUCACCAACAACAUUUCAGACAAACACGGAUUUACUUUGGCCUUCCCAAGUGAUCACCCAACGUUGCAGGGGAUUUAUAGUUUUGGUACUCAGACCAUACUAAACUCCAUGCACAAAUACCAGCCCCGGUUUCACAUCGUGAGGGCCAACGACAUCUUGAAACUCCCUUACAGUACAUUCCGGACUUACUUGUUCCCAGAAACGGAAUUCAUUGCCGUGACCGCCUAUCAGAACGAUAAGAUAACUCAGUUAAAAAUAGACAACAACCCUUUCGCCAAAGGUUUCCGGGACACUGGAAAUGGCAGGAGAGAAAAAAGAAAGCAGCUGACCCUUCAGUCCAUGAGGCUGUUCGAGGACAGACACAAGAAGGACAACACCACCUCGGACGAGUCCUCCAGCGAGCAGGCGGCCUUCAACUGCUUCGCCCAGUCCUCGUCCCCCGCUGUCUCCACCGUGGGGACGUCCAAUCUAAAAGAUCUGUGUCCCAGCGAGGGUGAGAGCGACGCCGAGGCGGAGAGCAAAGAGGAGCCGGGGCGGGAGGCGUGCGAUGCGGCCAAGAUUUCCACCACCACGUCGGAGGAGCCCUGCCGCGACAAGGGCAGCCCCGUGGCCCACGCGCAGCGCUUCGCGGUGGAGCCCUGCGGCCGGCCCCGGGACAGCGGCCGGCUGGACAAGGCGUCGCCCGACUCUCGCCACAGCCCAGCCACCAUCUCGUCCAGCACCCGGGGCCUGGGCGCCGAGGAGCGCCGGAGCCCCGCCCGGGAGGGCGUGGGGCCGGCCAAGGCCGAGGAGCCGCGAGCGCUGCCGGGCAAGGAGGCCUUCGCGCCGCUGACGGUGCAGACGGACGUGGCCGCGCACCUAGGCCAGGGCCCCCUGCCGGGGCUCGGCUUCGCCCCCAGCCUGGCCGGCCAGCAGUUCUUCAACGGGCACCCCCUCUUCCUGCACCCCAGCCAGUUCACCAUGGGCGGGGCCUUCUCCAGCAUGGCCGCCGCGGGCAUGGGGCCCCUGCUGGCCACCGUGUCCGGGGCCUCCACCGGCGUCUCCGGCCUGGAUUCCACGGCCAUGGCUUCCGCCGCGGCGGCGGCGCAGGGGCUGUCGGGGGCGUCGGCGGCUACCCUGCCUUUCCACCUCCAGCAGCACGUCCUGGCAUCGCAGGGCCUGGCCAUGGCACCCUUCGGAAGCCUGUUCCCCUACCCCUACACCUACAUGGCCGCGGCCGCCGCGGCCUCUUCCGCCGCGGCUUCCAGCUCCGUGCACCGCCACCCCUUCCUCAACCUCCACACCAUUCGUCCUCGCCUGCGCUACAGCCCCUACUCCAUCCCCAUGCCCGUGCCGGACAGCAGCAGCCUGCUCACCACCGCCCUGCCGGCCAUGGCCGCACCCCCAGGGCCCCUAGAUGGCAAAGCCGCCACCCUGGCCGCCAGCCCCGCUUCGGUGGCGGUGGAUUCAGGCUCAGAACUCAACAGCCGCUCCUCCACGCUCUCGUCCAGCUCCGUGUCCUUGUCGCCAAAGCUCUGCGGGGAGAAGGAGGUGGCCACCAGCGAGCUGCAGAGCAUCCAACGAUUGGUCAGCGGCUUGGAGGCCAAGCCGGACAGGUCCCGCAGCGCGUCCCCUUAAGCCCCUCCCCAGAAACGUCUCUUCAUUCCAGCCCGGCCCCAGUCUGCAGUGCACUUUGUCGGAUGUAAAGAGAAACCCCGGAGGAAGGGGCUGGGGCAGGCCUGGAGUGCAGCCCUUUCUUUUUGGCUGGUGGUGGACCGACCCCCUGAAGAGAACGUGCUAGAGACAGCCCUGGCCCUCUUGGUGUGGUCUGUAAGCCCAAUAUACAUGUGCGAUCUGGCCCAGACUUGGGGGCCCCGCAGGCAUCCCUUGCCCAUGAGCUGUCGGGGGCUGGGGUGAGAGUUAGAGCAUUUUUGUUGGGGCCAUCUACCAGCGAAGCAGGCCUGGGAGUUGGGGCCCAAGAAAUACACCCCAAGGCAACCGGUAGCCAAGCCUAUUGGGGAGGGGAUGGAGGAGGUUGAAAGUGGACCCCUCCUCCUCCGGCUGGGAUUUCUUUCUUUUUUUCCCCCCCUACGCUGUGUUAAGUGGAAACAAAAACACAUAAAACUAAAAAAAAAAAUGGGGACAAAUGAAUGUGAUGCUGUUUGUGGCGAUUAGGAAGUUUCUAGUGAUUUGUCUAUCCAUGGGAAAGAAGUGACUGAACUGACUUCUUUGGGGAGGGUGGUCCCCUCCGCCCCCCCCCCUCUUCUAGUUUAGUCUGCAUUAAGGAAAUCUGUGUCUUCUUUUUAAUAUUUGUGUGAUGCCUUCAGAGCCACCAUAGGGUCUCUUGCAUGUUCCACCAUCAUAUACUUUGUGGUUUUUAUUUUGAACGCUUGCUUUUAGAGCAAACACAUGACCCCUCUCCCCAAUCUUGAGCCCUCUAAUUGGUGACCUUAAGGUGUGUGUGUGAGUGGAGGGGGGGGGGCAUAUUUACAAGGGCAGGAAUGGGGGAAAUUCAACCAAUGAAUUUAUUUUAUCAAAGCUCUGUAGCUGGUCUCUUGUCCCUCUCUCCUGUAUAUGCAAUAACAAGGUUUUAAAAAUAAUAAAGAAGAAGUGAGACUAUUAGACAAAAAGUAUUUAUGUAAUUAUUUGAUAACUCUUGUAAAUAGGUAGAAUAUGAAUGCCUGGAAAUGAAAUGUUAAUUUAUUGACAUUGUACAUAGCUCUGUGUAAAUAGGACCUUGCCACUGUCUGCCCCCCCCCACCCCUGUGUACUUGUCUCCCUGUAGAGGGUCUGAUUUCAAGGUCACAGGAUCGCUUUGAAAACUAGGAAACACGUUUUGCACCAACACUGUUUCAAAAGAGUUGCCUGCAAAAAAAAAAGUGAUUUUUUUUUCCCCUAAUAUCCUAAAGAGUGGGGGAGUGUGCCGCUGCUUGCUUGUAGGCAAAAUUGGGGCGGGGUGCCACUUCCCAGGGACAAACUUUCAACUCCUUCAAGUCUUACUCCGCCCCCCCCUGCCUCCCUGGGAUGCCAAGAUUUCUGGGGGAGGGGGCAGAGUGGGGGGGGAGAGAAGAAGGGUGGUCAGAGGGGAGAGAGGGCAGUUGUGGUUUGAUCCUUUAUGUUUCUUUUUUUCUUUCUUAUUUGUGUUUGCUAGUCUCCAAGUUUCUCAAAGCCAAGUGGAAUUUACUGUUGCGGUCGAUCUUGAUAGUGUUUCGAAUCGUGACCUCCAGAGAGAUUCACGGUUCAAAAGUCAGGUGCUGAAAGAUGGUUGAAAAAGGAAAAAAAAUUAUGAAGGUAUAUUUUGUGUUAUAAUUGUUGAUGAGUUCUUUGGUUUUCUGUACCCCCCCCUUUAAAAAAAUCACUGAAAUUUCAAUAAAUUUUUAUUGAAAUGCCA